This is a messenger RNA of Acanthopagrus latus (yellowfin seabream), 1305 nucleotides long. Its product is annotated as zona pellucida sperm-binding protein 3-like. Gene Ontology annotation, molecular function: acrosin binding. The coding region runs from base 41 to 1243 and encodes 400 amino acids. Gene Ontology annotation, cellular component: extracellular matrix. The transcript is spliced from 9 exons. Lineage: Eukaryota; Metazoa; Chordata; Actinopteri; Spariformes; Sparidae. The record is from RefSeq and is a predicted model, not a curated record. Gene Ontology annotation, biological process: binding of sperm to zona pellucida; positive regulation of acrosome reaction; egg coat formation.
UCUGUCUCAAACAGAGGAAGCACAGAAUACACUGAUCAACAUGAAGUUGUCUGCCUGGAUCUUGUUCUGUCUGUUGUGUAGAGCUUUAACAGCAGCUCAGGAUCUAAACUGGAACUUUCAGCCUGCAGGUCAAACAUCUGGAGACCAGGAACCAGGUCAGCCAGAAGUCCAGGAGCCAGCAGAUGUCACGCAGGAGAAGCAGUCUUUCACUGAGCCGUUGUCUUGGAGGUAUCCAGCUCCACCAGCUGAGGAGGAGCCCCGGUACCCUCCAGACUUUGAGCUGAAGGCUCCGGCAGCUCCCGACAGCGUCAGUGCCGUCUGCGGGGAGAGCUCUGUACGAGUGGUGGCCAAGAAAGACCUUCUGGGGAUCGGCAAACCUGUCCACACUGCAGAUGUCACACUGGGAGGGUGUCCUGCCACAGGGGAGGAUGCCGAAACACAGGUCCUGGUGUUUGAGUCAGAGCUGCAUGGAUGUGGCAGCCAGCUGCUGAUGAAUGAGGACUCGUUCAUCUACUCAUUCACACUGAUGUACACUCCCAGUCCUCUGGGGGACAGUCAAAUUGUCCGAACCAGAGAUGUCACAGUCAACAUCCAAUGUCACUACCAGAGGAAGCAUGAUGUGAGCAGCGAGCGGUUGACGCCGACCUGGAAUCCAUUCAGUCUCAGACAGGUUUCAGAGGAAAGUCUCUACUUCUCCCUCACACUCAUGACCGAUGAUUGGCAGUUUGUUCGUCCGGCUGCUGAGUACCUGCUGGGAGACAUGAUGAAGUUUGAGGUUUCAGUCAAACAGUUUCAUCACAUCCCCCUCAGAGUGACGGUGGACAGCUGUGUGGCCACCGUGGUCCCAAACAUCGACACCGUCCCUCGAUACGUCUUCCUGGGAAACAAGGGGUGCCUGUUUGACAGUCAGCUGACUGGCUCCAGCUCUCAGUUCCUGCCUCGGUCCCAGGAUGACAAACUGCGGUUUGAGGUUGAGGCGUUCAGGUUCCAGCAGGAUAACAGUGGCUCGAUCUACAUCACCUGCAGCAUAAAAGCCACUGCAGCUAGUGCAGCUACUGAUGCCACCAACAAGGCCUGUUCAUUCUCUGAUGGGUGGCAGGAGGUCAGUGGCAGCCAUCAGUCCUGUAAUUGCUGUGAUACAGACUGUGGGACAGGAAACCAGAGUCUCGGAACAGAAACAGGUGCUCAGUGGGAGCAGGAAAAUGCAGUUGGACCAAUCACAGUGAAGGAGAGACCGCUAUGAUGGGGAAAAACAAAAUGAUAAUAAACGUUAACUUGAGAUUAAAGCUCGCAUACACUGGGGAA